AUGCAACUCUCGGGAGUUUCGCGGGAGAAUCCCGCGAAGAGAAAGUUCAAGGCUGCGUCGGUGAUGGACUCAACUCAGCAGGUGUCUGCCAACAGAUCUGAAUUUGCGAUCUUCAAGUGUGCUCGGGUGUGGAUCCCCGACAUCGAAGAAGUGUGGAAGUCGGCCGAGCUGACCAAGGACUACAAAAAUGGUGACGCCUCUCUGCAGCUCAUGUUGGAGGAUGGAAAGAAUCUUGAGCACAAGCUGGACCCCAAAACCAAGAACCUGCCCUACCUGCGAAACCCUGACAUCCUGGUGGGCGAGAAUGACCUCACAGCGCUCAGCUACCUCCAUGAGCCGGCAGUGCUGCACAACCUCAAAGUCCGCUUCAUCGACUCCAAGCUCAUCUACACUUAUUGCGGGAUUGUUUUGGUGGCCAUCAACCCGUAUGAGACGCUGCCCAUUUACGGGACAGACAUCAUCAAUGCGUACAGCGGUCAGAACAUGGGCGACAUGGACCCACACAUCUUUGCUGUAGCAGAGGAAGCUUACAAACAGAUGGCGAGGGAUGAGAGGAACCAGUCCAUCAUCGUGAGCGGCGAGUCUGGGGCAGGGAAGACCGUAUCAGCCAAGUACGCCAUGAGAUACUUUGCCACGGUCAGUGGCUCAGCCAGCGAGGCCAACGUCGAGGAGAAAGUCUUGGCAUCCAACCCCAUCAUGGAGGCUAUCGGAAACGCAAAGACAACUCGGAACGACAACAGCAGUCGCUUUGGGAAGUACAUCGAGAUCGGCUUCGACAACCGCUACCGAAUCAUCGGCGCCAACAUGAGGACAUAUCUGCUAGAAAAGUCCAGAGUGGUCUUUCAGGCGGACGAAGAGAGGAAUUAUCAUAUCUUUUAUCAGCUCUGCGCAUCAUCUCAUCUGCCGGAGUUCAAAAACCUCAAACUGAGUAACGCAAACGACUUCCUGUACACCCGGCAAGGUUGCAGCCCCAUUAUUGACGGGGUGGAUGACACCAAGGAGCUGUGCACCACCCGACACGCUUUCUCCUUGCUCGGGAUCAACGAAUCCCAUCAGAUGGGAUUGUUUCAAGUUCUGGCUGCUAUUCUUCAUCUGGGAAAUGUGGAGAUCAAAGACAAAGAUUCCGAUAGCAGCUUCAUUCCUCCCAACAAUCAUCACUUGACCAAGUUCUGCGAGCUGGUGGGCGUGACCUACGAGGACAUGGCUCAGUGGCUGUGCCAUCGGAAGUUGAAGACGGCCUCCGAAACCUACAUCAAGACCCUCCCCCGGCUGCAGGCCACCAACGCCCGCGACGCCCUGUCCAAGCAUAUCUACGCCAAGCUCUUCAACUGGAUCGUGGAGCACGUCAACAAAGCGCUAGUCACCAAUAUCAAACAGCACUCCUUCAUCGGCGUGCUCGACAUUUACGGGUUUGAGACAUUUGAAAUCAACAGCUUCGAGCAGUUCUGUAUCAACUAUGCCAAUGAGAAGCUGCAGCAGCAAUUCAACAUGCACGUGUUCAAGCUCGAGCAGGAGGAGUACAUGAAGGAGCAGAUCCCCUGGACUCUGAUUGACUUCUACGACAAUCAGCCCUGCAUCAACCUCAUCGAAGCCAAGAUGGGCGUCCUGGACCUGCUGGAUGAAGAGUGUAGGAUGCCAAAAGGCUCGGAUGAUUCCUGGGCUCAGAAGUUGUACAACACCCACCUGAAGACGUGCUCCCUUUUUGAGAAGCCGCGCAUGUCCAACCGCGCCUUCAUCAUCCAACAUUUUGCCGAUAAGGUUGAAUAUCAAUGUGAAGGUUUCCUGGAGAAGAACAAGGACACGGUGAAUGAAGAACAGAUCAAGGUGCUCAAGGCCAGCAAGAAGUUUGACCUGCUGGUGGAGCUGUUCCAGGAUGAGGGGAAAGUCACCAGCCCGACGGGUCAGGCCCCCGGGACGGGAGGCAGGACCCGUCUCAGCGUCAAACCUGACAAGAACCGCGACAACAGCAGCAAGGAGCACAAGAAGACCGUCGGCUGCCAGUUCCGUAACUCCCUUCAAAUGCUCAUGGAAACCUUGAACGCCACCACUCCGCACUACGUCCGCUGUAUCAAACCCAAUGACUUUAAGCUGGCUUUCUCGUUUGACCCAAAACGUGCGGUGCAGCAGCUGAGAGCUUGUGGCGUCCUGGAGACGAUCCGCAUCUCUGCUGCCGGUUUCCCGUCCAGAUGGACAUACCAGGAGUUCUUCAGCCGGUACAGAGUGCUCAUGAAGCAGAAAGAUGUUCUCUCUGACAAGAAGUUGACAUGCAGAAACGUUCUGGAGAAGCUCGUGGAGGAUCAGGAUAAGUAUCAGUUUGGCAAGACCAAGAUCUUCUUCCGGGCCGGCCAGGUGGCCUACCUGGAAAAGCUGAGAGCCGACAAGCUGCGCGCCGCCUGCAUCCGCAUUCAGAAAACCAUCCGCUGCUGGCUGGCGCGCAAGAAGUACCUACGCAUGCGCGACGCGGCCAUCACCAUCCAGAGGUUCACCAGAGGAUACCAGGCUCGCUGCUUGGCAAAGUUCAUGCGUCGCACGCAGGCCGCCAUCAUCAUCCAGAAGUACCAGAAGAUGUACGUGGCGAGGAAACGUUACCGGCAGAAGCAGGCGGCUGCCCUGGCCAUCCAGACUAUCCUCAGAGCUUACAUGGCCCGCCAGAAGUACCAAGCGCUUCUUCGCCAGCACAAGGCGGUGAUCAUCCAGAAGCACGCCCGCGGCUUGCUGGCUCGACGCUGGUACAAGCGCUGCCUGAGCUCCAUUGUGUACCUGCAGUGCUGCAUCCGCAGGAUGAGGGCCAGGCGCGAGCUGAAGAAGCUGAAGAUCGAAGCCCGCUCGGUGGAGCACUUCAAGAAGCUCAACAAGGGCAUGGAGAACAAGAUCAUGCAGCUCCAGAGGAAGAUCGACGAGCAGAGCAAGGAGAACAAGUCGGUCAACGAAAGACUCGCAGGCUUGGAGAACACCUACGCCACGGAGAGCGAGCGGCUCCGCGGGGAGCUGGGUCGCCUGCGAGGCGUGGAGGAGGACGCCAGGAGCAAAGGCAACCAGGUCAACUGUCUCCUGGAGGAGCUGGAGAAGCUGAAGAAGGAGCUGAGCACCACCCAGCAGGAGAAGAAGACCAUCGAGGACUGGGCGCAGUCGUACAAGGGCCAAAUGGAGAAAAUGGUAUCAGAACUGAAGGACCAGAACGGCUUGCUGAAGAAAGAGAAAGACGACUUGAACAGGUUGAUUCAGGAACAGAAUCAGCAGAUGACAGAGAAAAUGGCACGUGCGAUUGCAGCGGAGACUCAACAGCUGGAGACCGAUCUCAACGAGGAGCGCUCUCGCUACCAGAAUCUCCUGACCGAACACCUUCGCCUCGAGGAGAAAUACGACGACCUCAAAGAGCACAUUUCCAAGACUGGCCACAGGAGAACGGAUUCCACCCACAGCAGCAACGAGUCAGAGUACACCUACAAGUCAGAGUUCGCCGAAUCGGAAGAAGGUUCCCUUGCCGCAGAAGAUUUGACUCGAGGAAUGGAUACCUCGCUCACGCUCAAGCUGCAGAAGCGACUCACAGAGCUGGAGCAAGAAAAGCAGUCGCUGCGCAAUGAGCUGGAGAACAAAGAGGAGCAGUUUCAGAGGGCCCGAGCCAGGGAUGAAUCCGAGUUCAAAAAGGCGCGUGGGGCAGAGUUGGAGUACGAGUCCCUCAAGCGUCAGGAACUGGAGUCGGAGAACAAGAAGCUGAAGCACGACCUGGCCGAGAUGAGGAAAAGCCUGCUGGGCGGCGCCGCAUCGAGCGCCGGCGCACCGGGCUCUCCGGCCUACAAGGUUCUCCUGGAUCAGCUCAACUCCUCCUGCGAGGAGCUGGAGGUGCGCAAGGAGGAGGUGCUGAUUCUGCGCUCGCAGCUGGUCAGCCAAAAAGAAGCCAUGCAGCACAAGGAUGAGAAGGAGACGAUGACAGAAGUGGCCGUCCACGUGGAGGACAUUUCCAAACUGAAGGACGCUGAUGAACUCAAACAAGCCUACAUCGGCCUCAAAGACACAAACAGAUCGACUGCUCCAGACUUCCAAAAGCUGAAUGAAGACGGGGAGCUGUGGCUGGUUAAUGAGGGCUUAAAGGAGACCGUCAGGCUCCUGGAGCACCAGCUGCAGACCCAGCGACGGAGUUACGACAGCGAGGUGGAAUCACUGCGCGGCGAGCUGCAGAACGUCAAGGAGGAAAACAACCGGCAGCAGCAGCUCCUGGCACAGAACCUCCAGCUGCCUCCAGAGGCCCGCAUCGAAGCCAGUCUGCAGCAUGAGAUCACCCGGCUCACCAACGAGAACCUGGAGCUGGCGGCCAAUGACCCCACAGCAUCCCGAGAGGCGCGAGUCAUCAUUUUACGCCGGAUGGUUGAUCUCAUGGAGCAGCUGGAGAAGCAGGACCGAACCAUCCGCAAGCUCAAGAAGCAGCUGAAGGUUUACUCCAAGAGGAUCGGCGAGAUGGGAGCCGGUCAAGCGGAGGGUCAGACGUCGCCGGGACAGACGGUGGACGAGCCCAUCCGCCCAGUCAACAUUCCUCGCCGGGAAAAAGACUUCCAGGGUAUGCUGGAGUACAAGAAGGAGGACGAGCUAAAACUGGUCAAGAACUUGAUCCUCGAGCUAAAACCUCGCGGCGUGGCCGUCAACCUGAUCCCGGGUCUCCCCGCCUACAUCCUUUUUAUGUGUCUUCGCCAUGCCGAUUAUGUCAAUGAUGACCAGAAGGUGCGCACGCUGCUCACCUCAACCAUCAACAGCAUCAAAAAGAUCCUUAAGAAACGAGGAGAUGACUUUGAGACGGUCUCGUUCUGGCUGGCCAACACCUGCCGCUUCCUGCAUUGCCUCAAGCAGUACAGUGGAGAUGAUGUCUUCAUGAAGCAUAACACUUCCCGGCAGAACGAGCACUGUCUGUCCAACUUCGACCUGACUGAGUACAGAUCGGUGAUCAGCGACCUGGCCAUCCAGAUCUACCAGCAGCUCAUCAAAUGCAUGGAGAACACACUUCAGCCCAUGAUAGUGUCCGGCAUGCUGGAGCACGAGACCAUCCAGGGGGUGUCGGGCGUGAAGCCGACGGGCCUGCGCAAGCGGACCUCCAGCAUCGCCGACGAGGGCACGUACACGCUGGACUCCAUCCUGCGCCAGCUCAAUGCCUUCCACUCCACCAUGUGCCAGCACGGCACCGACCCCGAGCUCAUCAAGCAGGUGGUCAAGCAGCAGUUCUACGUCAUCGGCGCCGUCACCCUCAACAACCUGCUGCUGCGCAAGGACAUGUGCUCCUGGAGCAAAGGCAUGCAGAUCAGGUACAAUGUGAGCCAACUGGAGGAGUGGUUGCGUGACAAAGGUUUGAUGAAUUGUGGAGCCAAGGAGACUCUGGAGCCUCUCAUCCAAGCCGCUCAGCUGUUGCAGGUCAAGAAGAAGACGGAUGAGGACGCCGAAGCCAUCUGCUCCAUGUGCCUGGCCCUCACCACCGCACAGAUUGUGAAGGUCCUGAACCUCUACACCCCAGUCAAUGAGUUUGAAGAGAGGGUGUCAGUUUCAUUCAUCCGAACCAUACAGACUCGUUUGCGGGAUCGCUGCGAGAGUCCACAGCUGCUGAUGGACACCAAGAUGAUCUACCCGAUCACCUUCCCCUUCAAUCCGUCCUCCCUCGCCCUGGAGACCAUUCAGAUCCCCAGCUCGCUCAACCUGGCCUUCCUCACCCGCGUCUAAGCCGGGGGAGAGGGGAUAGUCAUCACCUUCUGUGAUCACCUCUGUCUCACACACACAAACACAUGCCGUGAGCGUCACAAAACACAUCGUGCAUGCUCCACGUGGUGUUUUAUUCACAUUUGUGAGACCAGUGUUUCCCAAAUUUCAUUGAGACACAUAUUUUAAGUCGGGAAAAUCGCACGGCAUACCACCAGACUAAAAAAACAAACAAAAAAAAAACAGUGACGCCUACCCACAAAAAAUUGUGGUUGCCUCAAGAUCCCAGAAAAGGGCAAGGAACUUUUUUUUCUAUUAGAUAAGGCUAUGGCCUGAUGAAAUGUUAGUUCAUGUUGUGGCUUGGCAACAUGAUGCCACCCAGGUGGAUCCGGCAGGGUUUUGGCCUGGCAUGAUCACAGCAAAUAAUGGAAGAAGGGAUCAGCUAAUAUGCAAAAUUGCAAAUAAGUGCUCAUACUGAAAUAAUAACGAUGUGGUCCGAAUUUACUCACAAAUUUUAAGUGUUCGGUGUGAGAUACGCAGGUUAAUUGUACCUUCCGUCAUCGAGGAAGAGCAUUCAAUCGUUCUGCCUGUCACUUCUACAUUGCUGUCAUAGAUAGUUGAGCAAACAUACGUACAUUAUUUGGAGUAAAUAAGUCAUUUGCGAACUAAUUGAGUGAAAUUGGAAAAUGACCCCGGCAUCUGAUCUCAGUGUUGGGAAGCACUGUAUUCAGUUUAAGUAGCUCUUCGCGGUCUGGCGUUUAUAUAACAAACAAUCUCUUCCCACUUGGUCAUCCUCAUGCUCAUUCAAGCCAAGACGACCGACUGCAUGUCGUCUGCACUCUGUUCUUUAUGCACAUAUAGAUGGAUAUAUAUAAAUAUGAACAAUACAUGUAUUUAUUGCAUUAUCCUCCCGCUUAGCCGAGAGGCGUUUAGUUUGGUUCGGCGGCAGGGCUCGUAGAGUAGUCAUCCCGUUCAUCGGAUCAUGUGUAUGUAGCACAGGUUGUCGCUCGACAGGCGGCGCUAUCGCUUUGUUAUUAUUUAUUGAUCUUUAUUUUUCUUAUUAUUGAGCAGCAUUGUGAGCUUGUUUUUCAGUGCCUCAAACAGCUUCAUGUCAUAUCUCUCUCUCUCGCUCUCUCUGUCUCUCUCUCGCUCUCUCUGUCUUUACCAUUUCAAAAUGCGCACCGUUUUUAUGACCAAAAACCAGGCGUUUAUUUUUGUGUGUGUGUUUGGCAGGACCUAAAUUAAUAAAUAUGCUUACGGCGGAUUCUAGACUGCACGGGCUGCAAAAUUUGCAGAACCAGCAUAUUGGAGUUAUGAUUUAUGUUGUCCGAAAGACACGUGUGGUUCCGUUGCCCUGCUCCCUCAUGUUGUUUGCCAUCAGUGUUAACCUCCUCCCUCCACCUGAACCUUAUUUACCCUCAAAGAGACAGUAUUUAUUUUCUGUUUAUUUUUGACUUAACUCUUCUCGCAUCCUUUUUUUUUUCCCGAUUUGAAUGCACUUUUCCACCAAGCUGUACAGUUCCAGUGACUAUUUUCAGUCAGCCGAUCAAGUGACAACACUGAGUCUAGCGCCGCUCUUUAGGUACUUUGAGAGAUUAGUAUGGUGUUUAAAAGUGAGAUGGUACGUCGGAUCUUCACCGCCAUUUCCUUGAUAGCUCCCUUUGCUCGAUCUGGUUAGUCAAACUAGUUAGCUAGUUUGACCCCAGUGCAAGUGGUCUGUAACACUGGGUGAUUUUAUUGGAUCCUCACUAGCAUGUUCAGGCCUAAUCUUCACAUAUUGCCAUUCAGUGACAAAACAAACCUGUAGUGAUGGAAUCAAUAUCGUUGUCUGGCUUGGCAGAGGUAAUACUUAGAGUGAAACUGCUCCCAACCCAACUUUACUGCUCAAUGCAAAUAGUUGAGGGAAAAUCUUGAGAUGACGCUUUUCACUGCAUGAUUGGCACUACUCUGGUGGAAGCGCGAGUUAUCAAACCAACAUGUCAUUACAUUUUUUUUUUUAAAAACACUUUUCUGCUUUCCUGGUAAAAAAAAAAAAGACUUUUUUAAUUGUAAAAUGUAAACGGCAGUUCUCAUGAUGUUUCAGUGGUAAUUUUACCAGAACAAAAGUGGAGAAGGUCAGUACGUGUUAUUAUUGUUUGGGCUGAUGGAUAAAGUACGUUUGUUAAGAAAUGAAACUUGCAGUUUGUAUAAGGGCCAGAAAAUUAUUUAAAGGAUGUAUUCAUCCCCUGAUGAAUGUUACAUGAAAAAUUUUGAUAUCAUGAUUUUAGCAUCACAUUAGUAGUGGGCAAAGCCUUACGCGUGACUUGGUUGGGAUGGUGGCGUUGUUUUGGUCGUCUGUGAAGUCAAGUCUCUUUAGUUGGGAGUGUAAGAUCAAUAGCAAAUAUUUCUUUUGGUAUUUUUUGUUUUGUCCCGCACAGUCAGAUGCACUUUUUAAAACACUUGCAGAGGAAGACUGUACUCAAGACCGCCAUCACUCGUCGCCAUUUUGCAUCACUGAUGAGAUGGAAGGUGACGCCCUCUCGCCUGCCAAUGCCCUGUCAUCCAGUCAUCAUCUCUCUGACCAGCCAUUUGACAAACUGGACUGUUUGUAGAUUCUAGUAGCUGUGCUUUAGUGGAUGUGUUCACCGUUAUUAAAGUUGGAAUAAAUUGUCAAAUCUGUAAAAGUACAACAAAAACAAAAAUGAAUAAAAGAAUUCAAGCACUGACA
Messenger RNA from Hippocampus comes (tiger tail seahorse), 8383 nucleotides. RefSeq names its product myosin VAa (gene myo5aa). Gene Ontology annotation, cellular component: membrane; myosin complex; cytoplasm. The coding region runs from base 1 to 5700 and encodes 1899 amino acids. The record is from RefSeq and is a predicted model, not a curated record. Lineage: Eukaryota; Metazoa; Chordata; Actinopteri; Syngnathiformes; Syngnathidae. Gene Ontology annotation, biological process: actin filament organization. Gene Ontology annotation, molecular function: ATP binding; microfilament motor activity; actin filament binding. The transcript is spliced from 44 exons.